CCCCUGCCCAACUCAAGGCUGAUCUUUUGAUACAACAUUGUUCGACUCCUUUUGGUACCAACUCCUCUUUCACUCAGUCCAAGUCAAACCUCAUAUCCCAACUCAUAAGUGCACUUCGUCCCGUUGCCAGCAACUUUAACCAUCUUCCGGCCCCCAUCUAUCAUGUCGCUGUCCCGCCGCGAUGGAACGGCCAAUCCACGCACGCCCAGAGUUCCCUUUGAGGUCACAGCCAGAGCUCCUUUCAAGGUCAUGUACAGAAUGUCGUCGGAGGAAGCAGAAGUGUAAGCCGAGCCUGAUUCCAGAAGGCCCUUGUGCCAACUGUGCAAAACGCUACCCACCUGUGGCGUGUGUCAAAAGGUACGGUUCUUGCAAUGGGAAUAGAAUUGUACACCAGUUGGACGGAAGGCUGAAAUCAAAUCGUCGCCCUUACAAAGAUGUUCAGUACCAAGUUCAAGUUGUUAUCAACAAUGAACAACCAUUAGAAAGCCCCAGAACAUUUUUCGGACUAAUAGCGGGCAUCAAUACGGCCGGAAUUUCUCCCAUCGAUUCAAAUGCACAGAAUGCUCAGCUGCUUUACUAUUAUGUCCAGCGUGUGAUCCCUUUGAUAACAUCUCUGGAUGGGAAGAAUCCACCACCUGAACUCAACAAUUCUCUCUUACCUGGCGUCAUCAACUCUCCUCUCCUCCCGAAGAUCGCGAUUCUUGAGGCAGCCAUAAUUAGAGAGCUUUUCCAGCCGUGCGACCUAGCAGAAAACCGAAGAUUAAUUCUUCUCAAAGGGGAGAUAAUCGCCCGUAUCAACGAGUUCAUCACCAAGGAUUUCAGCAAGACAUAUCGGGAAGCAAUCCAGUCUGUCCUACAUAUUGCUCUUCUUGAAUACUAUUGGGGUGAACGUGCAAGCGUGGUGGCUCACAUGAAUGGCCUCAAGAGUAUGAUCAAAUUGAGGGGGGGCAUUGAAUCACUUGAAAGUGAACUCUUUACAAAACUCAUCACUCUACUCGACUUGCAGAUUGCGUGUGGCUACGAGAAAGUCCCAUCCAUCCUCACUUUCGACUUGCCUGUGAUCACGGCAUCUCAAUGCCCCCAAACAUUCGAAAACCCUUUCCACGAGUCAACAACUCCAUUUUCUACUGUUCUCGAACAAUUCUACGGUCUUUACGAAUUGGCCACAAUCCUCGACGAUGUCCGCCUCCUUACUUCGUCCAUCACAAGUAUCGGAACCAUCAAAUGCGAUCUAGAGGAUCCUCUCUUACAACAACAUAACACAAUCACUAUUACCGACCACGCCUUUCGGAUCCUUCACGCCACACGCUGCCUCCCAUCGACCCCUCUCACUCCGUCCUCACCCCCAGCCGACCUAAUCCACGAAAUCCUUCGCACAACAAUCAUCAUCUACACAACAGCCAUCUCCUCCCGCCUCCCCCUUUCCAUCGUCUACACACCUGCAUUAAGACGCCAAGUCUACCACUCUGCCAUGGGCUUCCAACUCAGUAAUUGGAAACAAAUCCCUGGCCUGCAACUCUGGGUUCUUCUACUUGCAUGUCCCGGGAGCGGGAAAGAUCCGCUGGGAAGGUUGUUGAGGUCGCAUAAGAGCCUUGCUACCAUUUAUAUCGGGUUAAAGGACUUCGAGUUUACGGUUAGGUGCUUGAGGAGCUUCUUGGGGGUGCAAAGGUGGAUUUCUGGGGGCAUUCUGAAUGAGGGGUUGGUCGAGAAUUUGUAUUCGGAUAUCAUGUAGGAUCAAAUUUGAUAAUGAAUGUUCAUUGAAUAUACACAUCUCCCUCUCCAUUCAACAAA
This is a messenger RNA of Hyaloscypha bicolor E, 1791 nucleotides long. RefSeq lists its product as uncharacterized. The record is from RefSeq and is a predicted model, not a curated record. Bases 182 to 1732 code for a protein of 516 amino acids. Gene Ontology annotation, molecular function: zinc ion binding; DNA-binding transcription factor activity, RNA polymerase II-specific. Lineage: Eukaryota; Fungi; Ascomycota; Leotiomycetes; Helotiales; Hyaloscyphaceae. Gene Ontology annotation, biological process: regulation of DNA-templated transcription. The transcript has 5 exons.